Messenger RNA from Mya arenaria, 5763 nucleotides. RefSeq lists its product as uncharacterized. The transcript is spliced from 14 exons. Bases 1 to 5763 code for a protein of 1920 amino acids. The record is from RefSeq and is a predicted model, not a curated record. Lineage: Eukaryota; Metazoa; Mollusca; Bivalvia; Myida; Myidae.
AUGCCCCCAGACCCCCCUAGACCGUUCAGCCUGCCUCGGUGUUUUUUGAAGUCUGGCUACGGCACUGAUUCUAGACCCUUUGUUUGCAGCUUUGCUAGAGCCGUAUGUCCGACCGGAUUCGGCCCAGACAUCCAUCGAAGUGGCUUUUGUUAUCAAUACCACAAAUCCACUGUCUACACUUGGGAUGGGGCUAGAAGUUUCUGUUCUCUGCGUCCUGGGGCUAGUCUUGCUAAAAUCACCGACUACAAUGUCAUUGAAGACAUAACCAACUCUGGUGAAAAUCAUGCCUAUAGCUUUUGGAUCGGUGCGACGGAUCGUUCUAAACAGGGCCAUUUUUACUGGUUAGAUGGGACGUCUUGUUGCGACAAUAGAUUUUGGGUACAUGGGGAGCCAAGUAAUGAUCGCCAUGAAGACUGUGUCAAUAUUUGGAAACAUGGAAGCCGAAAAGGCCUUAACGAUAAAACUUGUAGUGACAAAAUUGGCGCAAUAUGCAUGAUGAAAGAAUGUGAGACAUAUUCCCACUGCGUGCAGCACAGCUGUUCCAGAAGUGAAAACACUAUUUGUGACAAAUGCGAGGGAGACAAUGUUUACUUCAAACGGACACAUUCGAAUACGAUAUGCGAGCUAAACAGCAACAACAAAGCUUCUAUUGAAACAUGUGCGAUGACAUUGUACAACAGUAAUGGAAAAGGUAGAAGUUUUGAGUCAAACACUACAUCUACGGCGUGUGAUUUUCUACAAGACUUCUAUGGCAACUUCCAUCCCUCUAGACUUAAAUACGAUUUCGUCUCAUCAUUCCGUAUAGAUGCGUCUGGAUGGGGUACAAAGCCGGGAUACAUAAAAGAAAGUCACUUUGGUGUAACCGAUGCAAAGCUUGUCGUUGUUAAGCGAAGCGUAAAAGGCUCUGAUGUACAGAUAAUGGAGCACCACGUUUUGAAUGAUACAAACCAAAGUCUUGCGGCCAGGGAAUUAUUUACAACGAAGGCUAAUUUAAGUAUAGCAGGUGGCAGUUAUGCCUUACGUGAUGGUGAGAGGCUGUGUGUGCAGUUUAAAUUACAUUCUGGCGGCUAUGUCGUUAGUAAGAAUGAAUACUCCAUUGAUGACCCACCACGCCCAUACGAGAAAACUCGAGCGACCCGAGAGCUGUGUUAUCGUUUCGAUUCGUCGUCGCCAGUUCAUUGUCAAGAAACUCAUGAGUGUUCCUUUGAACCUCUAGAAAUAAGAGAUCGUAUUACGAGAAAUCCGGUUAUACCUGUUAAGUUCAGAGGGUGGCAAGAUCCGAUUCCUGAAAACGGAAACCAAGAACAUGCUUCUGGAAUAGAAUCAUAUACAAUAACGGUUAAUGAGGUAGUUCCGCCGAAUGGUACACUUGGGUCAAGCAUUGAUUUUACGAAAGUCAAUGCAUCGGUUUCAAAUGUUUAUCUGAAUCUAACAUCUGACACCCCUAAACUAUACUGUAUAUCAAUCGAAACGAAAGACGUCGCCGAUAACAUCCAACAAGCUAGAAGAUUUGUAUUGUAUGAUAAAACGUCUUCCGUUGAGUCAUUGGAAGAAGAUCUUUUCUUUAUAACAUCAGCUUCAAAACAAACUAAUCAUGAUUGGCAAACACACCACAAUGACAUUUGUAUUGAAUGGGAAGGGUAUUUUUACAACAAAUUUUAUAUGGAUAACAAGCUGCUAAACCCUGUUACGCCCGCACCAUUCAAUCUGAUACCAACAGACAGUGUGUACGAGCAGAAUAAAGGACUUUUGCCAGUUUCAGGAACGACAAAUGUUGAUGGAAUCAUCCAGUUUAACUUAAAUUGGUUACGAUUUGAUCGCUUUGGUUUGAAAGGUUCGGAUGAACAAGCGGUUCAAAAUUUUACGAGGCAGCGCACUUGCAAAAGUCUUAAUAUGUCCGACGGUGACACGUUUGUGUUCCAUGUUAAUGCAAUAGAUAUUGUAAACAACUCACUUGUGAAAAACAGAACUGUGUUCAUAGAUCGAACAAUUCCUAAUGUAAACAAUAUCUACUUGGUAAAGAAUGGCGAACAUAUGCUGUUUGUACAUGAUAGCACAGAACUUUCAACAAUGUUGCUGUAUUUUGAAGCGUUUGAUAUCCAUAGUGGGGUGCAAAACGUUUUGUGGAAGCUGGAAACAAGCGAUAGUUCUCUUACACUCGGAGACGGGGCACUCGGUGCUGUCACAUUAGAUUCUGACUGCGGAAACGAAAGUGCAACUUGUUAUUGUCCCUCCAUAGGAAAAUGUGAACAUUUUAACUAUACUGUAUCAUUAAACAAACUUCAAGCUUUAGGAACCAACAACGGAAAUCACAACAGAAAUUAUGUUUUUACACUUCACGUAACAAACCACGCAUUGCUUACAAGUGUUGAGUAUUUAGACAUUUUGGUCGAUGACUCGCCACCAGAAAAGGGUGUUGUGUUCGAAGGUGCAUCUGGUGCCAACGAGGUAGAUUAUACCAGUGAUACGGAGUUUCUUGUUAACUGGCAUGGCUUUAUCGACCACGAAAGCGGCAUCAAGAAAUAUAUCGUUGCUAUAGCAGAGAGAUGCUUGAAUGCUGAAGAGUUGAUGCUUGACAAAGAUAUCUCAACAAACAUAAGUUUUGUUCAAAAAAAGGAAGUACUUUACACCGAAACAACGACAAAAUUUUAUGUAAAUGAAACAGGAACUUUCUACACAAGUGUCAUUGCAUUUAACAAUGCUUUGAAUCCUUCACAAGUGUCAUGUUCUGACGGUAUAACACGUGACACGUCCAAACCUGUUAUAUUCAAUGUGACCAUUCAAAACGCGAGAGCGUCUGAGUCCAUAUAUUGCUUAAAUGAUAGACCAUACCUUAUUCGUUCGGACUUGACGGUUAUUAAUUUAAAUUCAAGUUCUAAAAGUUGUAAAAACAUAUGCAAGAGCGUAACCACAGAUGUUGACGAUUUUCUCAUUGCAUUGCCUAAUAAAAAGCUAGAAGAAGACGCAACUAUUUCAGAUUUUUUAUGCCGUAAUCUUCAAAAGCACAGUACGACCGAUUUCAUAUUCGUACCCCACGAUAACUUUGCUUUGUCAUUUGAAUGCAAAGAAGACAUUUCUCAAAUUGAUGACUUUUACGUAGGCAUGUCUACAUCAAGAGGCAAGCAAGCUAUGCCAGACCUUGUUGAUUUUCGUUCAACCAACCGACGAAAGAAGUUUAUAUACAGGCACACAGCUAUUGGUUCCGACGAACCGUUUUUUAUCGUAAUAAAGGCUGUAAAUAAGGCUUCAGUAGCGGCAUAUGUUACAUUUGGACCGAUGAUUAUUGAUGAGACGCCACCAUAUGCAACUGAUAAGCCAUCUGUUACCGUCAAAGGAGAUUUCAUUUUCGUUGAAUGGGCAAAUUCUACUUUCGUUGAUGAUGAGCAAAAAUCUCCUGUGGAUCAAAUAUUUAUCCAAUUCGGGCAUAGCAAUAAAAAGGACACACCUCUGCUUGAAUGGAAUAUGUUUCAUUCUAUACCUUGUUUUGGCAACGCAUUUUGUUUCAAGUACCCAUUGCGUCGUCUGCAACACAUCGAUGCUCAUUUCAACUAUGGUUUUACCGCAACCAUGAUUAUUUAUAACAAGGCUGGACACUUUACCGAACAUGAAACAGACACUUUUCACAUUCCAUCGAAAUAUCCUCCUGGGGCUGGAACGGUCAAAGACAUCGAUCCAUCUUUUCUAUAUGUAGCCAAUCAAGAGGUUGACAUUCAUUUUACACCACAUACCGUUUGUGCUGUUUGGUAUGGAUUUCAACACCACGUCAACCUAACGUUCGAAAUCGGUGUUGGAAUAAACGCAUCAGUACCUGAUAAGGUGCCAUUUAGGAAGUCAGAUACAAAUGUUUCCUCUUGUAUCUCGUCACCAGAUCUUAAGUUGGAUACCUUCUAUUUCUUCAUUGUUAAAGCAACAUGUCAAGCUGGAAGCACAAUUUCUAGUUCAAAUGGCGUCCGUAUAAUCCCAGAGAAACCGGCUAUUCUUGAAGACGUUACUAUUUUAACCCAGCCUAGAUCAUCUCCACGUUUUAGCAUUUCAGAAACUAGUUAUUCAGUCUCCGUUUGUAUUAUUUCGGCUAUAAAUGUAGGUGCAAGAUAUGACCUUCAUUUUACCGCUGCUGAAAACGUAUCGGCAUCCUUGAAUGUCAAUAUUUCGGAUGGUUUUAUCACUCGCAAAACGAAAUCUGAAAAUAAGAUUUCUCUCAGUUUUAUUUCCUUCCUGCAAAAACCUUGUUUUCAGUUUCUCAACGUUACUAUAAGUAAGAUACAACUGGAAGAAAUUGGUCAAAACUUCACCAAGGUAAAUGAUUCAAUAUAUCUUGCCAUUGACGAUAGAGACGACAUACCCUACAGUGUUUAUUAUGAAGUAGCUGUUAUGCAAAUGUGUGAAAAUGGAACUCUGUCUUGCAAUGAAAUUAUACGACCAUUUCAACGCACGAACCUUAAAAACGUUACAAAAAUUGAAAAUGUGCCACUUGUUUCUGGUGACAAGUACAGAGUGUGCUUGCGUAUUUGUUCGACAAUGCAGUGUUCAAAAAGUAUACUGACGGACUAUUUCGAAAUCGAUGUACAUCCUCCAUUCGGUGUAAUACAUCGUGCAAGCAUUGAACAGUCUGGCAAGCAAGGUAGUUACUUCUUGUCUGCUGAAUGGGAGUCAUUUGUAUCUGCAAGUGGAGUAUCUGUUUACAAAUGGGCCAUAUUUGAAGACAGCAGCAGUGCACAGCUUACAAAAUGGGUUAGCUUCAUUCCGCCAAACACAUCUAGAAUAGAGGUCAAAGAGGUUGUUGAUAUCCCAGUGCAUAUUCACACGACGGUGCGAUUUUGUAUUCAAGCGUUUUCGUAUGUCGGACUACACUCAACAACAUGUAAACGCCUGUCAUCCUCUGGGUUUGGCGGGAUGCAUAAUUCAGUAGUUUAUGAGUUUGAUAGGAACAAUCAAAACUGGUCACUCAUACAACAGUUGAUGCACAGUUCCGACUUGGGAGACAUGUAUUCGUUCAUUCACGACAACGAAGUUAAUUUUGGAAAAGCGAACACGGAUAUUGUUGGUGUUGUUAUCAACUCUGAACAUCGAAAUUUUACAUGGUAUUUGAUGACUGUCAGGCAUGUGCCAAAAGAAUGCCGUUUUAGUCGAAACUGUGUUUAUGGAACAAUCAACAAUGACAAUGUAUUUUACAUUGAUAAAGAGUUUUUGCAGCCAAGUACAUUGUAUUACACGUGCGUCCGUUCACCAAGAACAGAAGUAAAACGGGAGUUUUCGACAGAGAUAUUGAAAGAGCUUGAGGCCUGCAGUAACGGAUUUAUAAUUGAUGAUGCACCACCCUCACACGGCAUCGUUACUGUUGAAACAAUAAACGGAUACGUUAACAAUAAUGAUCUACACGUUUCUUGGACUGGGUUUACCGACGAAGUUAAAACGUUUCAACUAGGCUAUCCCAGUGAUAUAAAGGAAUAUACUGUUGACAUUGUGAGCCAGUCACAAAAUAAUGGGUCAAUUAUCACCGCAUUUGUUGGACUUAACGAACACGUGGAGUUUCCACUUCAUGCUGCUUCCAUAAAAGACGGAAAUUCAUUUUUUGUCACAGUCACAGCUCAUGACUACGCAGGUUUUCAAACCAAAUCUGUGUCUGAUGAGGUUGUAAUUGAUCGUUCACCGCCGGCGAUUGGAAAACUGAUAUUGAACAAUCAACUGUUGAACAACAACACACUCAUCGCAACAUUCGACAUUCAUGUUGAGUUAGUCGACUUUACCGAUUACGUGGCAUAG